AUGUACUCUGACACAGAACAGGAUUCCCUGGGUGCUAUGGAGAAGGUGUGUCGUCAGUUGAUGUACCACUUGAGCCCUCACUCCCAGUGGCGCAGGCAGGGGCUCCUGAAGAGCAAGCCUCAGCCCAGUCUGAAAGCCGCCCUCUCUUCCCCUCCUGUGGGCGGUACCGUGGACGUCUCUGGUGUGCCACUGGGUGUACUGGACACGGAGCACCUGGCUGCCCACCUCUGCCUGCACGCCGCCCGUGUGCGAAGCCUUGAGUUGGGCUUUACCGAGCUCACAGACCAGGCACUGCUAUUGCUGCUGCCCACGCUGGCCACGCUGCCCUGCCUCCAGACGCUGGCGCUCAACGGCAACCGGCUGACGCGCAUCGUCCUCCGCCAGCUCACCGACGCCCUCAAGGACCCGCGCUGCUUCCCCACCCUCACCUGGAUGGACCUGGGCAACAACGUGGACAUCUUCUCCCUCCCCCAGCCCUUCCUCAUGGGCCUGAGGAAGCGCUGCCCCAAGCAGGGCAAGCUGCCCACCAUCCAGGAACAGGGAGAGGCCCAGGGACAGGGGGGCCAUGCCCAGGGAGAAGACCAUAACGGCAGGCCACCCGAAGGGGAAAGCAGGGCUAGAGCUGGGGCCUCUGGUGAGUGGCAGGGAUGGAGGACACUGGACGAGACUGAGGAAGAGGAGUUAGAGGGUGAGCUAUGGGACUGUAACAUGAGGAUGCACAAGAUUGAAAAGAGUGCAACGAAGAGUAAGUGAAAGAGAGAUCCAAUUAAUGGAGACAGAGGACAAAAUGAUUUAAAGAGCGUUGCGCCCAGUGGCGGGGAGAUUGAUGAUCACGGGUCCCCUCAGUCAACCAAUCAGACCUGAAAUCUUUUUUGGGGCUGCGUAUUGAGUGAGGUGAAACAUUCAGAAAGUUGCAGAUAGAAAUGUCAUGAAUAGAGCUGACACCAUUCCCUAUUCUGCAUGACAGACAAUCAUUUCUACACAAUGCAUUACUAUCUGUAACAUUGUGCUCUUCUGAACAGGCCCCCUGUACAUGGGUACUAUUAACACCUCUAGAAUUGCAAUAUUCUGGUAACUUUUCCAAAAUUCCCAGGUUUUCCAGGUUGGAAGAUUCCCGGAAUCAGGAGGGAAUGAACUUCGGAAUUUUGGUAAAGUUACAGCAAGUCAAAUAAAGAUUAGUGCAAACUGGAAGUGUGACUUCUUUCCCUAAUGAUUUCCUAAGGCUGAGGUAUUUUGUCAGUUAUCAGUUAUUCCUUACCAAGGCUAGAUGAGGCUGAAUGGCAACAACACCACACAUAACUGCAAUGCAACUAAUUAAUCUCAUUAGUACAUGACUGUUCAGUCUAUUGAAUAUUCCAUCAAUGAACAGAUGGAUUUCUUGGCUGAAUGAAUGUUUUAUUAAUCCUUCAAAAUGGACACACACCUACACAAAGGAAGUUGAUCAAAUAAAGUUAUUGACAGGAAAAGUAAUUUACUACAGUUAUACACAGCCUUUCCCCUUCAUUUGCUUAACUGGGGGAAUGGGAUGGAGAAAUGAUUUACAAAAGGCAGGGUGGGGCUCAACUGGAGGAAUGGGAUGGAGAAAUGAUUUACAAAAGGCAGGGUGGGGCUCAACAGGCUGAAUGUUUCCCAAAGUGCACCUUAUUCCCUAUAUCUUUGCCCUGUAUAAUGCACUACUUUUUACCAGAGCCGUAUGGGCCCUGGUCAAAAUUAGUGCACUAUGUAUAGGAAAUAGGGUGGCAUUUGGAACACAUUCCAUGUGUGGAUGAGGCCACCUGAAAUCAAUGGCUGCAUACAUUUUACAUUUUAAAAUUUUUGUCAUUUUGGUUAGGUCAGGGUGUGA
This is a messenger RNA of Coregonus clupeaformis (lake whitefish), 1843 nucleotides long. RefSeq names its product leucine-rich repeat-containing protein 75A-like. The record is from RefSeq and is a predicted model, not a curated record. The coding region runs from base 1 to 753 and encodes 250 amino acids. NCBI's taxonomy places the organism in Eukaryota, Metazoa, Chordata, Actinopteri, Salmoniformes, Salmonidae. The transcript is spliced from 4 exons.